Messenger RNA from Vigna umbellata (rice bean), 1827 nucleotides. Its product is annotated as putative glucan 1,3-beta-glucosidase A. Gene Ontology annotation, biological process: actin filament bundle assembly; cell migration; establishment or maintenance of cell polarity. The record is from RefSeq and is a predicted model, not a curated record. Gene Ontology annotation, cellular component: actin cytoskeleton; cytoplasm. Gene Ontology annotation, molecular function: actin filament binding; hydrolase activity, hydrolyzing O-glycosyl compounds. NCBI's taxonomy places the organism in Eukaryota, Viridiplantae, Streptophyta, Magnoliopsida, Fabales, Fabaceae.
CAGAUGGAGACAGAAAAUGAAUAUAAUCUAAGUAAAUUUAAGCGAAAAUAUUUGUAGAGUUUUGAACUUAUAUAUGUUAUACACAUAUCCUCUAGCGUAGUACUCACUACUCCACACAAGAAAAAGUGUAGUAAGAUGAGCAACCGAUUAUUGUAUGCGACCCUUGUGCUAGCUUUCUACCUCUCGUGUUACUAUGCUCUUGCUCAGACUGAAAAUUUCAAUUUGCCACUCAAAGCUGUGAAUCUUGGAAAUUGGCUCGUUAUUGAGGGGUGGAUGAAACCUUCUCUCUUUGAUGGAAUACCCAAUAAAGAUCUUUUGGAUGGAACUCAAGUGCAGUUAAUGUCCACCAAGUUACAGAAAUAUCUCUGUGCAGAAAAUGGGGGAGGAAGUAUUGUUGUUGCCAACCGCACCAGAGCUUCGGGUUGGGAAACCUUCAGGUUGUGGAGAGUCAAUGAAACGGCCUUCAAUUUUAGAGUUUCCAGUAAGCAAUUUGUGAGAUUGACAAAUCAAGAUGAAGGAAACAGUCUGGUGGCUGAUUCUGAUUCACCGAGCGACAGGGAAACGUUUGAGAUUGUGAGGAAUGAUGAUGAACCAAACAGGGUUCGCAUCAGAUCACCAAACGGUCUGUUUUUACAGGCCAUAUCAGAGACUGUGGUACUUGCAGAUUACGAAGGAUCCAGUUGGGAUGAUAAUGACCCUUCGGUCUUCAAGAUGAAUGUUUUGACGGGAAGCAUUAUAAGAGGGGAAUACCAAAUUACAAAUGGUUAUGGUCCAGACAAAGCUCCCAAAAUCAUGCAGGAUCAUUGGAACACGUAUAUCACCGAAGAUGAUUUCAAGUUCAUGUCAGAAAAUGGCUUAAAUGGUGUCAGAAUUCCCGUGGGGUGGUGGAUAGCUCAAGACCCAACACCACCAAAGCCGUUUGUAGGGGGAUCCUUGGAAAAGCUGGACAAUGCCUUCACAUGGGCAGAAAAGUAUGGAAUUAAGGUAAUUGUGGACCUGCAUGCUGCUCCAGGCUCACAGAACGGAAAACCUCACAGUGCCUCUAGAGAUGGAUAUCUAGAAUGGGGUGAUUCAUACAUAUCUGAAACUGUGGCUGCCAUAGACUUCCUAGCCGAAAGAUAUGCAAACAGAUCAGGUCUGGUAGCAAUUGAGCUGAUGAAUGAGCCUCAAGGUGUAAAUUUGGAAAGCCUUAAAAGGUAUUAUCAAGCAGGUUAUGACACGGUUCGAAAACACACGUCGAGUGCCUAUGUGAUAAUGUCUAACCCUCUGGAUAGAGAAUCAAAAGUGCUUUUGUCCUUUGCUGGGGCUUUCAGUAAAGUGGCCAUUGACGUGCACUACUACAAUCUCUUUUCGGAUAGGUUCUCCAAUAUGAAUGUGCAGCAGAACAUCGAUUAUAUCAGAAAACAAAGAGCUUCGGAUCUUAGUUCUCUCACCACAUCUGAUGGACCCCUCAUUUUUGUAGGGGAGUGGAGUGGUGAUUGGAAAGUUCAGGGAGCAUCAAGGAAGUCAGCAAAAAUUUAUGAAACCCAGUUGGAGGUAUACUCUGGUGCCAAAUUUGGAGUGUUACGGGCAUACAAGUGUGACUCUAACUCCUGGAGCAUCAAGUGGAUGAUACAAAACGAUUAUGUUAAGUUUAGUUAGUGUGGCCUAUGCUCAAAAAAGAGUAUUGGGUAUCCAAAUGAAACUGUAAUUUACAAAAAUAAGAAAAACACAACCAAUAUAGGAAGUUCGUCAAAUACUUAGUCACUUCAAAAACUACAUCCUAGUACUUAAUUGUAUGCAUAAUGUUGCUUCCUUCAAAUCUUGAAUUUUUAUACAUUAUCUUGA